GGGGUCAUCACUGCACACGUUGUUUCGAGAGGGAACAUGAACUGCCUAGUUCUUGCACUUCUGUUUGCUGGUGCACUCGGGGAAAACUUUGGGCCCAAUGCUGUGUGGCAGUUCCGUAACAUGAUCAGAUGUGCUCUUCCUACCAGCCGCCCUCUCCUGGACUACAGUGAUUAUGGCUGUUACUGUGGAUUUGGAGGGUAUGGGACACCAGUGGAUGACUUGGACAGAUGCUGCCAUGUUCACGAUUACUGCUACGAGGAAGUUGGUGAUAUUGAUGAAUGCUGGCCGAUCCGUGACAAUCCUUACACAACCAUUUACAGCUAUUCUUGUUCUGGCAAGAAGAUCAUUUGCAGCUCCGAUAACGACCCCUGUGCAGAAGCUAUCUGUGAGUGUGACCGACAAGCAGCUUUGUGCUUCGCGAAAUCUCCGUAUAACGAAGACUACAAACGGCUGGACACAGAGAAAUUCUGCAACUAG
Molecule: messenger RNA, 477 nt
Organism: Callorhinchus milii (elephant shark)
Lineage: Eukaryota; Metazoa; Chordata; Chondrichthyes; Chimaeriformes; Callorhinchidae
Product: phospholipase A2, minor isoenzyme-like
Exons: 4
Coding region: 37-477 (146 amino acids)
Biological process (GO): phospholipid metabolic process; lipid catabolic process; arachidonate secretion
Molecular function (GO): phospholipid binding; calcium ion binding
Source: RefSeq, a predicted model, not a curated record